CAAAACAUAAGUAUGCUCUGAAAGUGAACAACCAGGUGGAUGCACGUGAUUUGGAAGAAUCGACUGGAAAUACAGAAUGAAAAGUUGAUUCUUGAGAGGAAAACAGCUUUAACCGGGACGCGGAGGGAUUUCCGUGUUACAUAAGAGCAUAGGAAACAUCUGGUUGUCUAUUUAUAACCUCUGAUCUAAAUCCACUCUCAUGGAGAUCCACAGCUGCCGUACAUUCAAGCUAUUCUACGCUUUACCAGUUCUCAAAUGUCUUCAACCCGCUUUCUUUUUUAUUUUAUUUUAUUUGUGUAUUUUUAAUUUUUACUCUUGCAUUUGUUUUCCUCCAGAUGCGUGCAGCCUUGGAGGUGAAAACAACCAUCAGAGUUUUCUUCAAGGUCACGCAGUGAAAGCUGGGGGUGGGCGCGCGGGGGGCUGCGGUCUCUAUUGGCGGACUGUAGGUGGCAGCAGCGAGCCGCGUGUCCCGGGAACCACCGAAGAAGAAAGCUGCUCCCCCGCUGCUGCACAUGUUUACUGACCGUGGAAGAAUGGACGAAGAAGAAACGGCGGGUUACGCGCAGCCGUGCGCUCAGUGCGCAGCCGUGGACUGGGGCCUCACGGAGGAGGGUCGCUUCUUCUGCAGGUCCUGCCACAAUGUCAUCGAGAGAACCAAGGAGGUGGUCGACCUCUCCUUCAUCCAGGGAGCCAAUCGGAUCUCCACCCUCAGCAGAGACUCCAGAAAAAAGACAACAGGUGGGGGUCACAUGUGGAUGGUCUGUGAAGGUUUCCAGGUUAUCCUGAUGAACCAGGCGGAUGCACUGAUAAGACUAGGAGUCCAUCCUCACUUCAAGGACGGCGUGCUCCGUCAGCUGUGGAGACUCUACCUGCAGAAGAGCCGGCAGGCUUACUGCGUCAACCGGAUUCGGAGCGCCAAGUUCAGAUUGGGAGCCACAGACUCGGAUUCAGACAGUGGAGCUGAGACGUCUGCAGCCAGCGGGACGGAUGGAGAGUCAUACCCCCCCAGCAGCCCCAGCUCUAAAGGAGGCAGUGACUGGUCCGGGUCCGUGGACAGCCUCUGUUACCUGACGCCUCGGCAGAGGCGGAGCCGCAGCCUCCUGAGCCUGAAGAAGACCUUGGCUCUGAUCCACUUGGCUCUGGUCUGGAGCCGAGAGGCGCUGACUCUCAGCGACCUGCUCUGGCUGGUGAACUGCGGAUGUGUCCCGUAUGUGAACGCUCAUGAACAACUCCCAGAGCAGAUGAAGCUGUACGGCAAAGAUGCUCUUCUGUUUAAUGUAGAGACAGUCCCCUCUCACCGCUCGCUGCAUAAGGAGGCUCAGGAUCUGCUUCGGUUCCUGCAGCUUCCAGCAUUUCCUCCCAUCAGCCAGCAGACUCUGAUGCACCCGGCGCCACUGAGCCUGCGUUAUCUGAUCGAUGCAAACCUGCCCGGUGAGCUGCACAGGUGGGUCUGCAGAGUGACGGAGCUGGCAGGUUUGUUCCAGGAAAGCAGCCAGACGAUCCACCCUGAGCGUCAGCCCAGCCUGCUGCGGUACGACCUGCAGGCGGCGGCGCUCAUCAUCGUCACCAUGAAGCUCCUCUUUGGCCUGGACGACCACUCCGAAUGGGAGUUAUCCAACAACGCCGGCUGCACAGACGGCGAGGGGGCUCAGUUUAAUCUGCGGAGCUGGUACAAACUGAUGCAGGCCGCUCAGAUCCGAGCUCGGCACAGGAGGGAGCAGGAUACAGCCAGGAGACAGUGGACAGCCAAAACACCCGUUGUCUCCAGAAAGAAGGACAAAAGUUGGAUCAUGAAGAAGAAAAGAGUGGCAGAGCAGCUGCAGCUGUGCUUUGAGAAGCUGUCCUCUCAGCCCGAGGGCCUUAAAGAAGCCCCCCCCUCCAGCUUCAGGUUCUGCUGGGGCGAGCAGAAGGGAGCUGACGGCCCCAGUCUUCACCACACCGGGCUGGAUGGAGUGGUGGGUCUUAAAAAUGGCAUUCUCACCCCCCACAACCAGUCCUACUGGCAUUCGUCGCUCAGACCCUGCAAUCCCGGGAGAUGCCAAAACCACCUGUCGGAUUUGGAAAAGACGCUGCCGAGCUCCUUUGUUUGGCUGCUGGGACUGUUCUCCUUCCUGCUGGACGUGAAGCCCAGCUACCUGUACGAAGAGGUCCUGAGUGUGGAGAGACGGGUGUUUGCGGACCGCAGACAGGACGGAAACCAGGACCAGAACUUUGGCUCAGACCUCUGAAGGAAGUUAAACUCCUCAAACUUCUGCCAUCAUCUGCCUCAUCCAUUCACCUCUAGAGAAGAAUAUGUUCAAUGAUGUUUUAAAAAGAUGCAGCAUGAGAGGAAAUCUCUUGUUAGGUGGGGGGUCAGUCUGUGGACCGGAUCUUCAGGAGCUGUCUGAAGCUCUUUUCAUAGUUGCCUGAGUUUGGGUUUUUGCCUGUCAAAGCAGAGUGACAGGUCUUUAGAGCUCUUCCGUUUCAGACUCCAGAAGCUCAUGAUGCUUCUUUUGCUAAAUGUUCUGGCCGUGCGUGUUCAGCUGAAAUCUCAGCGCACGCACACGGACAGAGCUGGAGGACCAACAUAAAACUGGUGAUAGACGUUGACUGUGGGAAUGAGAAGCUGUUAUCCUCCACCCAGCUUUGACUCAUCUCAGAUCAUAAAGCUGUCUUUAAAGAGGCACGAUAACUCCAACACAAGUCCUGUUUCAGUGACGGCUGUCAUGAUCGAGGAAACGGACGUGAGAAGAAGCAUCUGCUCAGGUCUGGCAUGUUCAACACUGGCUACUCUUUGUAGAAUCAGGGUUCUCACGGGGUCUUAAAAACAUUGAAUUAUGACUUUGGAAAUAGCAUUAAAAAGACUUAAAAAAUCUUAAAUUUUGAUAUCUGAACUUUUAAAAAUUGUGCUGCUUCAAAUUUCCCAGUUUCACAUCACAUGUCAAAAUUAACUCUUUCCAACUAAGAUUAUUUUGAUCAAAUGAUGUAAAAAAGAUUUUGUAUUCUUUAAUAUGAUUUUUUUCAUUGGAAUACUUAAAAAUGUGAAUUAAUUAAGAAAAAAGAAAAUAAUGAAAUAGUUUGAAAAAUUGGUCUUAAUUUUUAACAUGCAUUGCCUUAAAACAUCUCAAAAAGUCUUAAUUUUAACUUGAAGAAACUGGUGGGAACUCUGUAGAAUGCAAGUAUAAAAUGAUUUGAUUUAUCAUUAAAAUGGGUUUUUUUUUAAGUAGCAGUUUUCUUUUGAAUUCUGAUGUGCAGUGUUUGCAGCAGAGCAGUUUAAGAUAUCUGUGUUUGGUAACGCUGUGACAGUUUCUCAGUAACAUUACUGUUUUUGAUUGUUAACACGCCACUACCAUUUCUGAAAGUUAAAUGAUCUGUCAGAAGGGUAAAUGAGAGGCCUAACUGUAGGAUGAGUGAUUAUGAUUAUGUCUUAAUGUCUUAAACACAAACCAGGACACUUUUAACACACCAAACAGGUGAAAGAUGCUGUUGAAAUGGAGAAUCUGGAGCAGCUUGAGGAAAAGUGGACAUUAUCCAGGUAGAGACAUGCUUUACAGAUGUAAACCAGAACAGCUCUUUGAGAUUGUAACUUUCAUUUCAUUAAAGUCCCCCUCUGAUGAAAA
Molecule: messenger RNA, 3599 nt
Organism: Oryzias melastigma (Indian medaka)
Lineage: Eukaryota; Metazoa; Chordata; Actinopteri; Beloniformes; Adrianichthyidae
Gene: taf1b
Product: TATA box binding protein (Tbp)-associated factor, RNA polymerase I, B
Exons: 15
Coding region: 513-2228 (571 amino acids)
Biological process (GO): nucleolar large rRNA transcription by RNA polymerase I; RNA polymerase I preinitiation complex assembly
Cellular component (GO): RNA polymerase transcription factor SL1 complex; RNA polymerase I core factor complex
Molecular function (GO): RNA polymerase I core promoter sequence-specific DNA binding
Source: RefSeq, a predicted model, not a curated record